AUGGCACUCGCCUUGUUCGUAAAGGAAGAAGGUUGGGUCGAUUUGUCAGACACAAAUUCUGGCUCUAGGGUGUUUCUCUUUGCAGCAAUCUUUUUGAUUUACUUGCUACUCUUCGGCCUCAACAUGCAUUUUGCUGCUAAACUAGAAGGUAGUGGUACUAGUAUCCGUAUUUCAGCACGGCAAGAAAUUUUUGCCAUUUCAUGUUGUUGGAAGACCACCCAGAUGCAAGCAUUUGCUUAUGCAUAUGAAGAUGUGAUGUCUUUGUCUUUCUUGUUCGUUGGAUUGUACAGAGAUACAAAAUUUAGUUUAUCCCUAUGGCUCAUCCCAUAUAAUGAUUUUCCAGAUUUGCCUUGCGAGGUUGGGUUUUUGGAAUCAGUUGAGUAUCUUGUUGAACCUAAGGAAGUCAUGAACUUCACACUGUUUUCACUAGAGUUCAUUGACCAAGAGGAAGAGGGAAUACCUUCCCGUAGACCCCCUGGAUUCUCAAGCACUGGAUUUGAUAUAGAUGCGAAGGACAAGGCAUACAAGAACGAGUGUAAGAUUGCAGUAUCUUCUUGCAUUUUUGGAAGCUCUGACUUUCUUAGGAGGCCUACAAGCAAAAAGGACUGUGAGCGCAGAGCACUAGUAAAGCUAUUCCGGCAUAGGGAAGAGCCAUCUCCUCCAGGACCUCCACCUUUUGGUAAAAAGCCUCUGGUUCUAUUUACCAAAUUCAUCAAAGUUUAUGAAAGACCUUAUGCGGUUUAUGCAGGGAUGGAGACUGAAGUGAAAACCAAGCUAAUGUCAGCUGCUUGUCUGGCGAGAUUGAAUGGGUUAACUCGUUGUAGGCUUGUAGCUGCUGCUGAGCCUGAAUAG
Molecule: messenger RNA, 852 nt
Organism: Prunus armeniaca (apricot)
Lineage: Eukaryota; Viridiplantae; Streptophyta; Magnoliopsida; Rosales; Rosaceae
Source: the annotation of a GenBank genome assembly